Messenger RNA from Botrytis fragariae, 8064 nucleotides. RefSeq lists its product as uncharacterized. The coding region runs from base 1 to 8064 and encodes 2687 amino acids. Lineage: Eukaryota; Fungi; Ascomycota; Leotiomycetes; Helotiales; Sclerotiniaceae. The transcript is spliced from 9 exons. The record is from RefSeq and is a predicted model, not a curated record.
AUGAGUAUAAACAAACAUGUUAUCGUGAGCUUCAUCAACUCGGAAAAAACAAACUUUACCGCGCGCCAAUGUUGGAGCCGCAAGAGCCGAUCUAAAUUUGACCUUAACGCGACCUUGAUAUUGAGGCGAUGCGGAAAGGUUGCAGGUCAAGCUGGGACCGUAAAUAUUAGACCGCUGACUACAGGUGUUGGUAAUUCAAGUCGUGAUCAUCAUGAACGGAUGGCAGAUCAACAAACGAGACAUAUAGACAAAAGGAACGGAGGGGAUAGAUAUCGAACUCACAGCAAGCAAUUCUUCUCAAAAGGCCGGGUAUUCAGCACAGCAUUUCAAGAUGAAGAUGGAUUAUCGAAUCAAAAAUUUCUUAUCAUAAGGGAAGGCCAGGAAAGUCCAGACGAUCUUGGGACCCAUUGUACAUGCCUCUCAGUGACGCCUUUGAGAAAAGACUUGGACUUUUCAGAAUAUGGGCUUCUUCAUGCCAGCUCAACCCAGCCUCCAUCGAUAAGGGGGGUAAAAUUUAAACCCCUCCAGGUCGACAUUUCAAGGGAUACUCGAUUCGAUGCGCCCAUGUUCGUUAAUUAUAUCCAAAUGUUCAACGUGGAUACUAAUUCAGAGGUCAACGAUAUUGGGAAACUACGAACGGAAUCUAUACAAGAUUUAAUGGAUAAUUUCAAAGACUCCUUGUUUGAUUCACCACAAGACAGAGAUGGAAGAAGUGAUAAGCACGGGAAAAGGAAAGGUAGGGGUGAAGAUGAUAGCUCACGCAAACCACCGCAUGGACACAGAGAGCCUAGCAAACCACAUUCAAAGGCACCAACAACAUCCAACACACGUUCUACACCCCCAAUUGCACCUGGCUCUAGCUCUGUACCCAAUGGCUCGGAAGCUACAAGUAGAAGACCAAAAUUACGUAACCUUGAUAUGCCGGAAAAUACAAAACGGCAAAAGCCAAAGGGGUCGUCUCAUGAUUCAGAUGGAUUAGAGGAUAAUCCGAAUUCCCCAACGAAGGCAAGAGAAGCAGAAAACAGAAGAUUACAAGAUGCUAGAAAUAAUCCACGAAGGCCUGAUCCUCUACCAGUGGACCAACUUCGUGGUACUAAGGAUCGCCACGAGAGAGACAACCCUGCAAGACGAAGAGAAGAAGGGGAAAUACCAAUGGGAUCCUCACGUGCAGAUACUGAACACGGCAGAGGGGAUGAACGAACGGGUAGACCAGGGAUAAGUUUGUUACCACAUUCACCAACUAAGCGAAAUAUGAAUCAUCGCAAGGAUGGCGACGAUAUCUCAAAAGCCUCUACUACUGGUGUUCCAGUUCCAAUUCCGAUAGGUGAUUCUUCGGAUAGAGGUAAGCAACGGGAUAGAAAUAAUCCAGGAGUCCCACGGGAGAAUGCAUCAUCACGCAGAGAAGACGCUCUUAGAAGAAACGAUAACCUACGAAAAGACGAUGGCCGACCUGAAAACUCUCGAUCUCGUGCUCAAUCCCCUGAUCGAGCAUUCAAUGAUGGAGGAAAAGAUUACGGUUCAGAUUGGGAAGAAAAUGAUCCCAUUGAUGGAAGACGUGGCCAGAAAGGAAGAGGUUUGCCACAGGAUGCAAGAAACCUUCCACCUCCAAUAGGUCGAAGAGACGAUCCAGCCGAUGGGACUUCUAGACGUGGUAUUCCUCCUGAUGAAAUUCGCGGUCGUCCUGGAGAUUUAAGCAAUGGGCGUUCCAUGCCAGGUAUUGACGAUAGAGGACGCCCGUUUAACAGAGCAGGACAUGAUCCCCGUUCAAUUUAUACUGAAACAAGUUUACCAGGCAGAUCUCGACCCAAUGGUUUACCUGGGCGUGAUGGAAAAACAAAUCCCGCCACUGGCGGUAGACUAUCCGACAGAGCACCUGAUCGCAGAUCAAUGUCAAAUUAUCCCCCGCCGUCUCGCCCAAAUGGACGUGAUCCUUCUCAAUCUAAUCCAGGUGAUCGUCGACAAAUGCGACCUUCAGGACAUGGUGCUUCUGAUCGAUCAGAUCCUAGAUCGAAUAAUCGCCGUUCCAUCUCCCCGCGACGUCAUGCACCUCCAGCUGGUCAUUCGAGACCACCGGGAGGCGGUUCAGGUGGUGCAACGUUUAGAUCUCAACCACCGCCGCCUUCUCGUGGCAGAGGGCCUCCAUCAUCUGGCGGAAGAGGACCCCCUGGGAGAGGGCCGCCGCCAUCGGGUGGUAGGGGACCAUCUGGUAGAGAUAGUUCUCCUAGAAGAAAUUUGCCACCACUAAACGCUUCUGGUUAUAGAUCUCCGGGUGGCGGUCGAUCACCUAUGGGUGGUUCGUCGCCUAUGUCGAGAAGAUCUCCAGGUGGUGGAUACUCUGGGGGUAGAUCACCGGGCGGGGGCCGUUCUCCUAUGGGUGGUCGCUCUCCUGUGGGUGGUCGUUCUCCUGUGGAUGGUCGUUCUCCUGUGGGUGGUCGUUCUCCUGUGGGUGGUCGUUCUCCUGUAGGUGGCUCAUCGCCAAUGUCGAGGGGACCUCCCGGUGGCAGAUCUCCGGGUCCAUCCUCGCCGAUAUCAGGUGGUGGCUCACCUCGUGGGUCUCCUGGUAGUUUGUCACCGGGCAAUUCGAUAGCAGGUGCGUCACCAGGAAUGUCGCCCGGAGGAUCACCUGGUGGUUCUCCUAUUGAGUCACCAGGCGGCUCAUUAGGGUCUCCCAGAGGAUCGCCCAUGGGAUCACCUCCCCAAUCUCCAGGCAGCCGUCCAGAUUCCCCAAUGGGGUCUCCAAUGGGCUCCGAAAUGGGAUCUCCGAUAGGAUCACGUAGAGAUUCUAUGGCAAGUGAAUCUUAUGUUGGUUCGCCUCAAGAACAAUCUCCAAUGGGAGGCUCUUCAUAUCGCUCGCCAAUGGGCAGUGGACCUCCAAGUCCUGCAAUGUCUGGAAGAUCACGAUCGCUGAGCCCUCCACCUCGCGGAAGACUUCAAUCUGGCGGAUAUUCUCCAGGGCCUAGCUCUCCCAGAAGUCCUGGUCCUGGAGCUAGAUCUAGACCCGGUAGUGGAGGUGUCAGAAGAAGAGGCCCAAAAGGAAAGUCUAGAGGGCCUGCCAAUGGUGGACAGCCACCUUCGAGUGGAGCUAAUAACGAAGAGCCAUAUAUAGGUGAUGAUGAUGGGUGUGGGUGUUGUGAAAAUGGCUGUGCUGCUUGGUGGAAAAGUGUUGUAAACUGGUGGAAUGGUGUUGGACAAGAAGAAUGGAUUCAGAUGGAAGAUCAGAAAGAUAAUGGGAAACAAAAAUCUGAACCAGAUCAAGGUCCAGAAGAUGAAGAUGCAAAAUCAGUCACCAGCGGUGCAGAUCCUGGUAGUCCUUCAUCGACGAAGGAUCCAUUUGAAGAUGGACAAAAUGACGAAAGCACUGCGGUUGGUUCAGAUGGGGAAAAUAGUGGUGAUGAUCCUGAUGGUGAAAGCGAGGAUGAAAAUAGUUCUGAUCAAGAAGAACCCGAUGCUGAUGCUCGCUCGAACUCUGAUACAGAAUCCAAUCAGGGAAGUGAAGAUGAAAUGGAGCCUGAUGAUUCUUCUGCUGCAGGUUCGAGACGCUCAUCUACAGCAGUAGCUUCUGAGUUUGAUCAUCAAGAUUCUGUUCGCGAACCUGCUGAUGAUCAUCCUCAAAAUCCACCAAACAUUAAUCAUCCUGCAAACGAGAAUUCUUAUUCUGCGAAUAACCAGUACAUGGAAACUCCACAGGAUUCUUACAGCUAUCUUCCCAAUGACGAUCGCUCCUACAUGGGUCAACAUAAUUACGCACCUCAAAAUGGUUACCCAAAUAAUCCAAGUAAUAUGCCACCUCAAGAGCUAGAUAGUGCACACCCAGCCACUCAUUCUGCCAAAUCUACUGCAACAGCCUUUCCCUCCAUCCCUGAAGAUGCAGCAGAACUAGCAACGGACAAUAGUGAGUCGCCGAACCCACCGCCCUAUGCUCCCAUGCCCUCAACACCUCAACAACUCUCACGACCUCGCUCUACUCGCUUCGAACUUGCAUGCGAACGUGAUCCUGUAGAAUUAGAAGUCCCUCCCAUGCCGACUACGCGUGGGAAAUCUGAACUUUUCCUUCCACCAAGUCUGACCCCCGGCGUGGCUACUGCUCCUCAUACUGCUUUUUCGCAAUUCUCAGCGAUGGGGAGUGCUAGAACACCUUCUCCAUUCCAUCAUCCUCCUAUGCCUCAAAUUCAGAGUUCUUGGGCUCCUCCACAACAACAAACAAAAUUCCCACCGUAUCACCCACAGGUACCCGAUCAAUCGCUUGCAAAUACAAAUAUGAAUAUGUCAAAACAGGGUCCACAAGCGAAUUUUGGUUCUUCGCAAUCUCAAGCUCAAGCUCAAUCCCAACCACAAUUAAGAUCCGGAAUGAAUUAUGCGCCACAAGUUCCGCAAGCUCCGCCUCCUACUUAUCCGGGAGCUCAGAGAUACGAUGCAAGAGGUAAUCAGUUUCAUGAGCAAGCUAUGCGUCAACCUUCUCCAUAUCAGCAACAUAUGAGGGGUACGCCGCCUCCUGUAGUACCGGCGAGGAGUGAAAUGAGGCCAUCCAGUUUUCCGCCGCCGUUAAGUUCGACCAGAGGUGUGAGCGGGGCUGGAGUGAAUCCUGGAAAGGAUGGAAGAGGUGCGAGGGGAGAGAAUGGCAAGCGAGGAGGUCAAGAUCCGAGAGGUAAAGAUUCAGUAUCCGAAGGUCGAAGUCGAGGACAUCAAGAUCCAAGAAAUAAAGCUCCACCGUCUAGAAACCAAAGAAAACAUUAUUCGGAAAGUGAAUCAGAAUCAGAAUCCGGUUCGGAUUCGGACUCGGAAUCAGAACCAGACUCAGAUUCAGAUGACGAAUCAGGAAGUGAUGAUGAACAUGGAUAUAAUCGUCAAAGAGGUAUGGAUGAAGAAAGUGAUAGUGAUGAUGAUAGCGAUCUUGAUAGUGGAUUCGGAACUUAUGAUGAUGAUUUGGUUGGGAGAGAAGAUGAUAUGCAAUCAAACUAUGGGGGCCCUGGACCUCAAGAUCCGACUGGGAUAGAUCCUAGAGCGGGGAUGGGAAAUAUGCAAGUUCAUCCUCCGCCUGCUCCUGGGCCUGUAGCAGCCCCACCCCAAGCCCAUAUGAAUGGUAGAGGGGUAGCAGAAUUUAAUUACGGUGUACUGAAUCCAAAUUAUGCAGCGCCAAAUCCCUACAUCGGACAAAAUCAGAUGCAAAUGCAUAUGCCCCCAAAUCAAAACCAAUAUCAAAAUAGACAACCUCAAAUUUCCGGAUCAGCACCAACACCUGCACCGCAUAUGCAGAUGCAUAAUCCAUAUCAAAGACCAGGUGAUAUACCACAUAACCCUCAUAUGCCACCGCAAGCUCUGGGACAUAAUCAAUACAGUACACCGAAUGAUAUGUACAACAAUCCCCAUGGACGUCCUGAGCAACAACAUCAACAUCAACAACAACCGGCGCCUCGCGCACCUCACCAACCUCAGCCGUCAGCCACCAUACCAGAACAAUCUCGAAGACAUAAGCCUGAGACCCAAAAUUCUCGGCCACAUAAGGGAGUGGAAGAAAGUCAAAGAGAUGUUCGCGGAGAGAGAAAAUCAGAGGAGAGAAAUCAUCAUGUCGAGAAAUCUCGUGUGGAGAAACCACGCAAGAAGGAACGACCUCCUGUAUCUAUGAGCCCGCCAGAACCAGCACAUCCUCAGCCCGAUGAUGAAAUGAGUCCAAGUCCGUCAAGGCAGUCACCAUUUGAGCAGGGAAAUGAGCAAGAGCAAAUGAGAGAAGAGCACGAUAGUGAUAGUAAAAGUGGUAGCGAUGAUGAAUCUGAGCCGGAAGAAGACCCAGAGUCUGAUUCCGGUUCUGAUGGCGAAGAAAGUGAUGGGGAAGCAGGAAGAGAGGAGAAUGAUCCGCAUGAAAAUGAAGACGGAGAAAUGGAGAGUGAUACUGAAAGUUUAGCGCCUCCAUCUCCAUCUCCAGUCCAGGAAAAGAGAGAGAGGAAACGACGGGAAGAGGGUGAUAAGAGUAGAGGUGGGAGUGGAAAAGAAAGUGGAAAAGGAAAGGAAAGAUCAAGAGGAGGGAAACAGGGUGGAAGGGGUGAAAGGGGCAGAAGAGAAAGAAACGGGAGGGGGGGAGAUAGAAGAGGGAGGGGAAGAGAAGAUGGUGUGGAUGUUGGGGGGAAAUUGAAGAAAACUUGGGAUUUUUUGAAGAAGUUGGAUUAUCAUGAGAACAAUUGCAUUAAUGUAAGGGUCUUGGGGAACUUUGGAAUAAUUAUGGCGGAAGCCCUCGGCAUCGCUGGCAGCGCAGUUGGCAUCAUAUCCUUAGCUGUCCAGCUCGGAGAUGGCAUCUUGAAACUCAAAUCAUUUUGGAAUGCCGUUAAAGACGCCCCGGAAGAGAUCUUAUACAUCCUGGAUGAAUUGGACAUAACGCAUGUGCUACUCACGGAAAUCGAGAACAGCCUUGGUAGCCAAACGAUAUCGCCUGCAGCCGCUAGAUCGCUUCGGCUAUGUCAAAAAGGCGUGGACAUAUUGAAAAAUGCCAUCAAGGAGCUAGAAGAUGAAAUGCGACCGAGAAAGAAAUGGGGGGGGGGGGGAGUCAAGAUGGUAAUGAAGAAGGAAUUGCUUGAGAAAAUGGAGAAGAGACUUGGGAGAGCAAAUUCAUUGAUGAUGAUGGCGCAUCAGAACUAUAUUGCGAGUUUGGACAAAUCAAGACACGAUGAACAAGUGAGGUUGGCUACGCAGCAAUUCUCAGAGAUGACUUCUAUUAAUACAAAGAGUCUUUUGGUUACAUCAAGUGCGAAUACCGCUUCAGGUUCCAGGUCUACAAGAGCGCUAUCAAAAUAUCAAAAGAUCCUGAACGCAAAGCUGCGACUUCCUUUCUUCUCGGGUGUAUGGGAGCUAUGUGCAUAUCAAAAAUCGACAUCCGGGUGGAAUUUCAUAUUGAGAACAUACAAUGUUGUUGAUGAGUGUGCGCCUAUAAUGAAAUUGGCCCGUGAUGGAGAUGUAGCUGGUAUGCAGCAAUUAUUUCAAACACGGCAAGCAAGCCCGUUCGAUGUAGACAAGAAUGGGCGCAACCUUCUUCAUGUAGGAAAUCCUUCCCUUAGUUGUCUUCGAAACAUUUCAAUUGAAAUAAUAAGGCUGGGGCCUCUCGUAAAAAAUACAACUAGAUCAAGACGUGGAUAUAAAUAUGGAGAAUUCUUUUGGUUGCUCGAAAUUGCACCUCAGCUGCAGACACUUACGCUUCUAUUCAGGCCGGCAUGGUCAUGGUUCAUUGGUUUUCUUUGUCCUGUUGAAGAUGAUUUCGCAAUGAUACAAUGUUUAGUUCUCAAGACCGAUCAUGAUGUCAUCAAUGAUUUACCGGUCUUCCUAAACCAUGCCUAUCAAAUCACUCCUAAAACAUUCAAAUGGCUAAUUCGAUCUACUGAAAAUCCCAUUCAUGAACGUAAUCACCGGGAACGGGCACUUCUAGUACUAGCAAUCUCUAAAUGCAGAUUGAGGCACAUGAAAGAACUCGUAUGGUUAACCCUUGACAACAUGGAUUUGGAAACUUGCGUCCAAAACUUAAAGCAAGCGGAAUUCUUCACAUUUCUGAAAAGAAUUAUAUACUGCUUGGGUUUCAUAAUCGCAAGAAACCGGGGGUCUGGCGGCAACAUGAGUCUCAUGGCACCAUUUGGAGAUUGUUUGAAAGGUCAUCUAAAUCUCGUACAUGAACUUUUCCUUGUUGGUUCAAAAUACCACAACUUAAAAGUUACAUACAAAGGCUGCCGCCGUAGUUUUCUUUGCAUAUUAUUGAUGGGGUUCUUUGAAGGUAUUCUGGGUGUUAUGAGAGAUAAAGAGAUUAGAGGUUUUGAGCGACUUGAACAAAUUGAACAAAUUUGGGAAAAGAAGAUGUUGGAUGACCAAUUCUGUGGUUUCGUCCCGGUUAUAAGAACAAGCUCCCCUUAUAUGCGGAACUUCCAUGUCGUGAGUUUGUUGAGUUUUACAUAUGGACCAAUAAAAAGCGACUGGCAGUUCUGGUUUACUAUUGAGCCUGAGUGUAUACAUGAUGGCUGCAUUGAAGAGUUCUGGGAUAUGGUCGAGAAUCCGGAAAGUCAGAUACCAGGUGCUUGGAAUUUUGACGCCUAG